Messenger RNA from Diaporthe citri, 1059 nucleotides. RefSeq lists its product as uncharacterized. Gene Ontology annotation, molecular function: zinc ion binding; oxidoreductase activity. The record is from RefSeq and is a predicted model, not a curated record. The coding region runs from base 1 to 1059 and encodes 352 amino acids. The transcript has 2 exons. NCBI's taxonomy places the organism in Eukaryota, Fungi, Ascomycota, Sordariomycetes, Diaporthales, Diaporthaceae.
AUGGGCGUCGAGAUUCCAACUGAGCAGUGGGCGCAGGUCUGCAAGCAGGUCGGCGGACCUCUUGAGUACAAGAAGAUCCCCGUCGCCAAGCCCGGCCCCGAUGAGGUCCUGGUCAACGUCAAGUUCUCUGGUGUGUGCCACACCGACCUGCACGCCAUGAAGGGCGACUGGCCCCUGCCCGUCAAGAUGCCCCUCGUCGGUGGCCACGAGGGUGCUGGUGUUGUCGUCGCCCGCGGCGAGCUCGUCAAGGACCUGAAGGAGGGCGACGAGGUCGGCAUCAAGUGGCUCAACGGCUCCUGCCUGUCCUGCUCCUACUGCAUGACUGCCGACGAGCCCCUCUGCGCCGAGGCCCAGCUUUCUGGUUACACCGUCGACGGCUCCUUCCAGCAAUACGCUGUCGCCAAGGCCGCCCACGUGGCCCGCAUCCCCAAGGGCGUCAGCCUCGAGGCCGUUGCACCCGUCCUCUGCGCAGGCAUCACUGUCUACAAGGGUAUCAAGGAGUCCGGUGUCCGCGCCGGCCAGUGGAUCGCCAUUGCCGGCGCCGGUGGUGGCCUGGGCAACAUGGCCCUGCAGUACUGCAAGGCCAUGGGCAUCCACACCAUCGCCAUCGACGGUGGCGAGGAGAAGGGCAAGGCCACCAAGGAGCUGGGCGCCUCGGCCUACGUCGACUUCUUCACCUCCAAGGACCUCGUCGCGGACGUCAAGGCCGCCACGCCCGACGGCCUGGGCCCCCACGCCUCCAUCCUGCUCGCCGUGUCCGAGAAGCCCUUCCAGCAGGCCGCCGACUACGUCCGCCCCCGUGGAUCCGUCAUCUGCAUCGGCCUGCCCGCCGGCGCCCGCAUCUCGGCCCCCGUCUUCGAGAGCGUCGUCCGCAUGAUCUCCAUCAAGGGCAGCUAUGUCGGCAACCGACAGGACACCCAGGAGGCGCUCGACUUCUUCGCGCGCGGCCUCAUCACCGCCCCCUUCAAGACGGUCGGCCUCAGCGAGCUGCAGAGCAUAUUCGACAAGAUGGCCGAGGGCACCGUCGUCGGCCGCUAUGUCGUCGACACCAGCCGAUAA